This is a messenger RNA of Silurus meridionalis, 3544 nucleotides long. RefSeq names its product TOM1-like protein 2 (gene tom1l2a). Gene Ontology annotation, biological process: signal transduction. Gene Ontology annotation, molecular function: clathrin binding; phosphatidylinositol binding; ubiquitin binding. Gene Ontology annotation, cellular component: membrane; endosome. The transcript is spliced from 17 exons. NCBI's taxonomy places the organism in Eukaryota, Metazoa, Chordata, Actinopteri, Siluriformes, Siluridae. The record is from RefSeq and is a predicted model, not a curated record. Bases 76 to 1701 code for a protein of 541 amino acids.
UUACAUUUCUCUGUGGAAGAUCCUGGCCCGCCCACUGUCCUCUCGCCUGCUUGUGCACAGUUUGUUGUCAUCAAGAUGGAGUUCUUGUUGGGGAAUCCGUUCAGCACUCCCGUCGGCCAGUGCAUUGAAAAGGCCACUGAUGGGUCCCUGCAGAAUGAGGACUGGACGCUCAACAUGGAGAUCUGUGACAUUAUUAACGAGACAGAGGAAGGGCCCAAAGAUGCCAUCCGUGCCAUCAGGAAGAGACUAAAUGGCAAUAGAAACUUCCGGGAGGUGAUGCUGGCACUGACUGUGCUAGAGACUUGCGUAAAGAACUGUGGCCACCGCUUCCAUGUGUUCGUGGCCACUCGCGACUUCAUCGACGGCAUCCUGGUGAAGAUCAUUUUUCCGAAGAACAACCCUCCCUCUAUAGUGCAGGAUAAAGUGCUGUCACUGAUUCAGGCUUGGGCAGAUGCGUUCAGAAGCAGUCCAGACCUGACUGGAGUUGUUCAAAUUUAUGAAGAGCUAAAGAGAAAAGGUGUUGAGUUCCCCAUGGCAGACCUGGACGCUCUUUCUCCAAUCCACACGCCACAGCGAGGAGUCCCAGAGGUUGAUCCAGCCUCACAUAAGUACAAAGCUUCACCCCAGCCCAAGCCUGCAUCCCAGACACCUCAGAUACCUGCAGCUACUGGCUUGCCUGCUCAGACGCAAAUGCCAAACAUGACCGGGCCCAUCACACCAAAUCCAGAACAGAUUGCCAGGCUGAGGAGUGAGCUGGACAUUGUGCGUGGGAACUGCAAAGUGAUGUCAGAGAUGCUGACAGAGAUGGUGCCAGGGCAAGAAGAGGAAUCUGACCUUGAGCUUCUUCAGGAGCUGAACAGGACGUGUCGGGCUAUGCAGCAGAGGAUAGUGGAGCUCAUCUCUCGUGUCUCCAAUGAAGAGGUCACAGAGGAGCUGCUGCAUGUAAACGAUGACCUAAACAACAUCUUUCUUCGCUACGAAAGGUAUGAGAGAUACCGAUUAGGCCGGAAUACACAGAACAAUGGGCUAAUGAAGGUAUUGAAUGAGGCUUCAGUGGAGGAUAAUCUGAUAGAUCUGGGUCCAGGUUCGCCGGCUGUCGUCACUCCUCGAGCCAGUGCUGCAGCCACUCCAACACCUCCCCCGAGCCUGACUGCUGCUUCUGCCCCGUCACUCUCCACACAGCUUGCAGGACUGAAUUUGGAUUCAGAAAGUGUCACUGGCACCCUGAGUGCGCUCUCUGCUCACAAUCCUCGUGAUGACUUCGACAUGUUCGCCCAGACCAGAGGCAGCUCCCUAGCUGACCAACGCAAAAAUGUGAAAUAUGAAGACCCACAAGCCCUCGGUGGCCUGGCUUCUGCUCUUGAUGUCCGACAACAAAAUGUUACCGGGCCGAGUGUAAAGGGUGAUAACGCAGAAUUGGAGCCCAUAGACAGCUGGCUCAUUACCCAAGGAAUGAUUCCUGUAUCGCAGUCUUCUGUCAUGGAUGACAUUGAGGAGUGGCUCGGUGCUGAUGUGAAAGGUGAUGAGGCUGAGGAAGGAGUAACCAGUGAAGAAUUUGACAAAUUCUUAGAAGAGCGAGCCAAAGCAGCAGACGCUGUGUUACCGUCACCCCCCAAAGGCGAGCCGUCUGUUCCUGCGGGCCCUCCGAGCAACAGCCGUAAGAAAGCUGAGCGGACUGAGGAUAACCUGUUUGCAUUAUAGGUCGCUCAUGAACUAAAAGAAACGCUUCACUCGUCCCCCUCAGCGUUCCUCUGGAUGCCUGCUGCCUUUCCGUGCUGCUCUCUGUCACACAUUUCUUGAUCCAUCAUAAGACUCUUGGUUCAUUUUCCACCUGGAGUAGGGCAGCUUCUGCGAUACAGGUCCAACAUGCUUUUGAGUGUUACUUCAGGGGCAGAGGGACGAUCCAUCCUAAACGAGCAAAUUCCUCAGCAGCAAAUUCAUGCUAUAAGUCUGCUUUGUUGAGAUAUGCCAAGAUUAUAACUUAUUUCUGUAUAUUAACAGAAGCCAUGCGGAAUCUGGCUCGGAAAAGCGUUAUAAUAACUCAGAUUUCCCAUGCAAGUUUGCAUACUAAUCUGUAAUAGGCCAUUUCCUUUCAUUCCUGUGGUCCAGUGUUUUGAUACCACUAAAGAAUUAUCUACUAAAGAGUGACAAAUUAAAGGAAAAACAGACACAAAGUGUCUUAGGUUAGUUGCCACAAUAACUGUCUUGUGUCCUGGCACAGAAUCUGCAAAUUAUCCAUAUGUGUACUCACUGGAUAAACACUAUUCUUGUAGUAUAUAUUCCCUUAAACUGGUAUUCAGCUGUUAAAUGCAUCACAAUCCCAUAGGUGGUCCAUUAGGUUAAAAUCUGUUGACUGAAAAUUGCAGCAUACGAUUUUUAUACUUUUUAUUUUCAUACUCCUGAAACCAUUCUGUACUCUGAGAUACGGCACAGGAUCAUUUAGGGAUGAACUACUCCCAUAAGGAUAGAAAUGUUUUUAAUGAUAAAGGUGAGUCAGCCGGAAUAACCUUGUACUGAUUUGUUGUAACUCUUUCCUUUAAUAACACUGUUCCACCCAGCAAAUUACCCACAAUCCAAAUUGUUGCUAUUUCUACCACCAUGUAAGUGCAGCUAAAACAGUGCUGACAGUCAAACAGAAGUUAUUGAUUUACGCCUUCGGCUGAACUCUCGUCUGCAGGACCAAAUCUUCAGUGAACGUUACAAGUGAUUGCCAGAGUCACUUACAUUUUUGAUUAGUUAUUUAUUCAGCAGAUUUGAGGAGUAUUUUAAAGCAGCUAAUGUUUCAAUUUAGUACUUAAUUUUUAUGCCUUUAAUGCUAAGUCUCUGUCUGUCUGUCCAUCUGAGAACAUCAAUAGAAUAAUAUGUCAGGAAUAAGCGCUUAAUGGUUUAUGGGAUUAAAAUGGGAUUUUUAAUGUCCAGCAAAUAAACUGAUUAGAUAUCGGAAUUAUACCAAACCUGUUUAAGGUCAUUGUAAGGUUAAAUAAAAUUUGCAAUAGCUUCCUGGCUGUUUAAUGUAUAUUAUGAGCAUUUGGGGCACAAAUUUGUAAUGAUAUAAAAAUUAAAAAAGAGAGAGAGAGAGAAAAAUUUUCUAGGGCAACCAUUCAUUUACAACUUUGCUUUAUAUGCUGUCAUGCUUUAAGUGUCUUUGAGUUUAGGUUUGAUGCAUUGUUUUAUGUACUGUUUUGUAUUUAUGCAAGAAAACCUACAGAAAAUCUCCUCUCAUGGUAAAACCUUUUAUUUGUUUUUUUUUUGUUUUUUUUGUUUUGAGUCCAGUUAUAGAAGUGAUGCAUGCACUCUGCCAGAAUAUGAAUAGUCUCUGAUCAUGGAUUUGUUUUUAAGAUGUGGUGAAUUGUGUUGUUUGGUGGAGAUGCAUUAUAAGGGACCAAGCUACUGUAUGUUUACAAAAUAUCUCCAAUAGCAUAACAGAGCCACCAGUUUUUCCUUUAAUUUGUCAAUGUUUUUUGUUUUGUUUUUUGAAGAGGGAAAACCAAAAACAGUCGUGCUUGCAUUUCUUGCUCUGUCAUUAAAACAGUGACCAAAGACA